AUGUCGCCUAAAUCCCCGCAAAUACCGCCAACAUUUGGUCGCGCGCGAAUUGUAGUACUCCUAGCCUCGUUGCUGGCUGCAUUGAGCGCUGGAACAAAUUACGUGCGUUCGUAUAGUCCUCAACUAGGUUCAAGGCUUGGUCUAACCCACACUCAACUGAAUCUGAUAGGCCUAGGAGGAAAUGUGGGUGUUUAUAUCAGUGCACCAAUCCUGGGCAAGAUUGUAGAUUCACGAGGUCCCAAAUCAUUGCUGCUUUCUGGAUUCGUGCUCUUGCUUGCCGGGUACUCUGGGAUACGACUCGUCUACGACGCUGGACUACCGGAAAAUGUUACAGCGCUAUCGACCGCAAUGUUUGCUUUGUUGAUAGCGUGCAGCUUCAUGACUGGAGUAGGAGGAAACGGAGGAUUGUGUGCGGCGAUAAAUACCACUGCGAAAACAUUCCCGGAUAAGGUGCGAGGCUCCACGACUGGCUUAGUUAUUUCCGGCUUCGGACUCUCUGCCUUUCUAUUCUCCGCAAUCGCACAUCUUGCCUUUCCCGGAAACACAUCUUCAUUUCUGCUCCUUCUCUCACUUGGAACCUCCUUUCCCAUGCUCGUUGGCUUCAUUUUUGUCCAACCUAUUCCUCUUCCUCCUUCCGAAGCCCAUCAUGAAUAUCUUGACGUCGAUCAAGCGGAAGCCGAUGCAGCAUCUCUAGCGCCCGGGAAGCAGUUUUUGGACAUAGGGCCAAACAUAUAUGGUGUCAAGUUGUGGACAUCAAUCGACUUCUGGAUACCGUUCAUUUCGCUCUCGCUACUGAGCGGCACUGGGCUGAUGUACAUCAAUAACAUCGGGUCCAUGGCGCAAGCACUGUAUGUCUAUUCACAUAAAGACAGGUACAGUGAAGUCGAUGCAUCGCAAUGGCAAGCCGCCCAAGUAUCCACUAUUAGUUUCAUGAACUUUUCAGGACGCGUACUAAUUGGAUUACUCGCGGAUUUCAUCAAGUCACGAUUAGGGCUUCCACGUUCCACACUAUUGAUCGUGGUGGCCUCUAUCAUUCUAUCUUCGCAAAUUGUUGCUGCUUACAUCGAGAAUGUCCGUGUUCUCUGGCGAGCAAGCGCAUUGUUAGGUUUAGGGUAUGGGAGUAUGUUCUCAUUGUAUGCCACACUGUGUAUCGAAUGGUUUGGACUGCCUCAUUUCUCUGAAAACUGGGGUUACCUCUCGCUUUCUCCAUUGUUUGGUGGAAACAUCUUCUCAGUUGCCUUUGGACGGAACCUCGAUGCACAUGAGCGGCCUGCGGAAAGCUCAUAUAUGCCACCACCACCGGGGAUCCCCCCGCGUCAGUGUCUCGACGGUCUCGCCUGCUACGUCGACUCACUGCACCUGACAAUUGCUGCAUGCAUUUGUGCACUGGCAUUGAGCACGUGGGCGGUCUGGAGGGAUCGAAGGAAGACUCUGGAAAUCGAUCAGGAUGGUAUGUACGGGAGGGUUCCAAACGUUAUAUGGGAGGAGGAAGAGGAGGAAUCCUGA
Messenger RNA from Lentinula edodes (shiitake mushroom), 1506 nucleotides. Its product is annotated as major facilitator superfamily domain-containing protein. Gene Ontology annotation, biological process: transmembrane transport. Bases 1 to 1506 code for a protein of 501 amino acids. NCBI's taxonomy places the organism in Eukaryota, Fungi, Basidiomycota, Agaricomycetes, Agaricales, Omphalotaceae. Gene Ontology annotation, cellular component: membrane. The transcript has 9 exons. The record is from RefSeq and is a predicted model, not a curated record. Gene Ontology annotation, molecular function: transmembrane transporter activity.